AUAUAUUCAAGCGCGCGCAUCAGCGCUGCCCCCAAAUAGUACAUCUCCCUCCAUGAUGCUCGCAACUCCUCCUAGCAUCACUCACCGCCACCUUCACAGCGGCAUCAUCCCGCCACCGGGUCCGGGCCACCGCAGGAGACUCGUCUCCACUGCACGCGCCGCCGUGAAGCGAGAUGGUGCCACCACGGAGGUAGCAGGCGAUGAGGGCGCGUCGUCGUCGUCGUCGUCGCCGCCGCCGCCGGAAAGCUCGAGGGUGACUAAGGCUGCCGCGACGGCGACCCCGGCGGCGUUUUCGUUGCCCAAGGACUACAGCCAUACGCUGUUCCACUCCGAGUUCCUGGAGGUGCUGGGCCUGAUCGACCUCGAGUCGCUGCGGAAGCGGCCGAGGCUCACCGUAGGGGUGACGGUGAAGGCGUCCCUGCCGCUCCCGGUGCUCGUGGUCCUGGCGGCCCUGUACCUCGCGGACGUGACCAGCGGUCUUGUUGACUGGACGCAUCAUCACCUGGAGGGCGACGCCGACGACGUAGGGGACUAGUGAAGAAGGGACGCCCUCACUGCCCUGCCCUGCCAUGCCCCGGCUCUCCAUUGUAGCGGAUGCAGGCAUGCAGCAGCCUCAACUUGCUUGUGUAAACAAUCAGCUUCAGGACAUAAACUGACUUUUAGUUUAGUGGUGUGCUUUGUAAACCCUGCUUUUAUCUUACUCGCUCUAUUUCUAACUAUUAGAUAUAAUGUAUUCAAACACAUCUUUGAAUAAGAAACGAUUUUAGUCUCUACAA
This is a messenger RNA of Zea mays, 776 nucleotides long. RefSeq lists its product as uncharacterized. The coding region runs from base 53 to 535 and encodes 160 amino acids. The record is from RefSeq and is marked validated. The transcript has a single exon. Lineage: Eukaryota; Viridiplantae; Streptophyta; Magnoliopsida; Poales; Poaceae.